CCAGUUCUCACCGCCAGUGAUCACUUCUGUUGACAACUUUUGCACGUUGGAAGGAAAUAAAAAGAUUUAAUUUGAUUAGAUUUAGAUUAUAUAUAUAUAUAUAUAUAUCCAAAGUGUACUGUUCACUUUAUGUGUGUUCAAAUAAGCUCAAUGCCAACUUUAAAAAAAGAAAAAUUAACAAUAAAAACAAUAAGUUGUGCUUUUUAUUAUUUCGUUUCUUGAGACUCCAGUGACCUGAAAUUAAGAAAGACAUUAACAGUGUAGAUAUAAAAACUUGAAUUCUUUGUGUGCCUCGGGAUCCAAGGUGGUUUAGACGUCUAGUUGCUGUCGUGUGGACGCGAUAGUUUGUAUUGACUUCUGCUACGAUGUGUCAUCACGGAGAUUAUGGAAGGUUCUAAAUACCAGGAACAUUGGCACGGAGUGGGGGGGGGGGGGCGAAGUUACUCGAGCUGCACUAGCCACGACCCUUUGUCGUCUGCUAGGGACGUAACGAAAGAUGAUGUCCGAAUGUGACGCAGACCUGGAUUGCGUAUCUGGAGGAGGGCGACCGAAUGUUGACCCUGUGACCAGGGACUGCAUUCUCGACAUGACCUCGUUCACCUGUCCAGAGAUGGCCACAUUCAGUGUGUCCAAGAACACAGUAGAUCUAGCUAUUGAUCCUUUAAUCUUGUGUAAACUCUGUUUGUCAGAGCUGCCGCUGGUAGACAUGUAUGAACUGGUGGACUGCAAGUGCCUAUUUUGUGAGAUGUGUAUGAAACAGUAUUUGAGUGUGAUGAUAACAGAAGGGUUAGUCGGUGACCUGACUUGUCCUGAUGCACAGUGUAAGAAACAGGGGAAACUAAAUAUAGAAGAGAUUGAACAUUUGGUAGAUAGACAGACAUUUCAAAGGUUUCAAAGAUUACAUUUCCAAAGAGAGGUUGACCUUGACCCCAACAGAACAUUCUGCCCUGAGAUUGGCUGUGAGACUGUCUGUCAUGUUUGCUCCUCCCAGUCACAUGCUGGCGGCGGAGCUGCUGCACCCACAUCCAUACCUGUACAGUGUCCAACAUGUGGUCUUCAGUUUUGCUCUGUCUGUAAGACCAAAUGGCACGCUCCUAAAUCUUGUGAUGAAGUUGUUGCUUCAGGUCCCAUUGAAGAGUUCGGAAUUCCUUUCCACAACAGUGAUGAUGCAAAAAUUAAGAGAUGUCCCGUGUGUCAUGUUCCCAUUGAACGCAAUGAUGGCUGUGCUCAGAUGAUGUGCAAGAGAUGCAAGCAUGUGUUCUGUUGGUACUGUCUUCAGUCUCUUGAUGAUGAUUUUUUGCUGAGACAUUACGACAAAGGUCCAUGUAAGAACAAACUGGGACAUUCUAGAGCGUCAGUGAUUUGGCACAGAACUCAGGUGGUUGGAAUCUUUGCUGGUUUUGGUGUCUUGCUGCUGGUCGCCUCCCCUUUCCUGCUGUUGGCUGCGCCUUGUAUUCUUUGCUGCAAGUGCAAAAUUUGUCGCUGCUGUGACGAGGAGGAAGGAGAUGGGUUUUCAAAUUAACAAAACAAUCUACUCUCUAACGUACAAAAAGAAGUGUUUCUUGACGGAGAGACCAGCUGGCUGUGUCAUGUUACAAGACUGCUGUUGUUGAGAUAAUGAAUUGAGGAUUGAAAGAACACCAAGCUGCUGUUAAAGGUUGAAGUUUGCUGUCAGGAAUAAUUUUUUCAUUGCUUCUUGACAAGAGGAAUAGAUAAUCAUGAUGUACCAGACUGCUUAGAACAUUGGACUUACCAUCCCGUAAGGAUGGGAUAACUCAAAAACAGGGCUGUAUUUAGCUGGCCAACAUAUCUCUAGGUCAUCAUCAACUGUCAGUGACUGACAAGGCAUUAAUCAUAUGAGAGCUCUUUCAUUCUGCUUUAGGAUAUUAACCUCUGGGUUUUUGGAACUUUAGACUACCCUCCAUCGGCUAUUUCUCUGUUCAUAUUUCUCGGUUACCUCGAGCUUUUUUUUUUUUUUUUUAAGUUUUACUCAACUCAUGGCAGGGCUAUUCAAUACAUUGGCAAGUUAUAAAAGAAUCAUUUCUAAGUUACUCUAAGUAAAAAGAAUACAAUCAAAUCAUAAAUAGAUAAUUCAAUGCUUCCUUGAAACUCAACUGUUUUGAAAAUGCUUUUCAAUAAUUGUUUAUAUUUUUAUUUAGUGAUAUAUAUAUUUUUGUUUGCAUUGAGCCACUUUUUCAGUCAACUUUAUGCCAAAUAGUUGCCAUGUUAUAUUUUUUUUUUUUUACCUGUUUGGCUGUGCCAUUCAUUCAUCUUUGUCAGUGGCAUGUAUUUGAUCUGAACAUUCACAGAACAUUCUCUUGUCAGUCAAGCAAGUUUCUAUGUACACCCUUGGAUCUCAUUCCUUUAGGUUUGAACAUGACAUAACUCCAUUGCAAUGAUCAUAUUUCAACGUACAUUUUUUUUUUAAUGGUAAAAGUUGAUGUAUACUCAUUUUCUUAAAUAUAGUAUAUAUAUUUUAGUUUGUACUGGGGAAUUAUUUUUUUUUACACUUGUAUAACCUUUUUUUAUUUUGUAGAGAGCAUAAAAUGUAGUCAAUGGACCUCAUUCACCAAUUGUAAAUAAACACAUUUAGCCACAUCAUAAUAUUGAAAAAACAAUGAAAAAUAUGUAUCAUGUGACAGCCUUUAUGGAUUACAUAAUUUGUAUAGAAGAUAUAUAGAAUCAUGUGGCUAAAUGUUGUUUGUUUACGAUUGGUGAAUAAGGUCCAUUAAAUUAAUUUUUAAAAAAAUGCAAAGCUUGUGCCACAAAUGUAUGCUCCGGUUUUUCUUUUUAACUAAUAUUUUAGAUUCCCUGGAUAGAUGUGGUUCAGUCUAGCACUCCUUUGGUCUCCACAAAAAAUAAGUCGAGUAAACUAGAGAAUAUAAGGUCUAUUUCAGUUGAGCAGUUGUGGUGUAGGAUUUGUAAUAGAUUCCAUACUAUAAGUACUAACAAGUCUGUACUAAUGGUGAAGGAAUACAAUAUCCAGACAUUUAUCUGAGAAAAAUAGAGUGGCCUAAGCCUCUGGUUCUGCUUGAUUAUCUUUCAUAAUCUAGAUCAUUUCAAAUGAUUAUGAAUUGUUUCUUUUAUCUGACUACAUGUUAGCAUUGAAUGCUAUUGCAAUACUUCUAACAAACAUUUUAACAAAUGAACCUGCUGUGAUAAAAAACUGUUUUUGAUUUCAUUGUACUCACAAGAGGGUGGGGUUUCGAUUCCUCUUUUGAGGAUUUUCAAUUUUUUUUUUCUGAACAUAUUUUGGUUUACCGUUACUAAAUUGAAGACUGUUUUGUACACAAGUGAUGAGAGAACUGUAUACAGUGUGGUUCUGUCUGAUGACAUUAAUUGUUAAUAAUUAGCAAAAAAAUUACAUGCUACAUUUCUUCAACCUUUUAUUUUAUUAGUUAAUUAUCUAAGUCAUCACUUGAAGAAAUUUUUUUUUUGAAGCUGGAUAUUUUAGCUUUUUAUUUUUCUGUAGAUAGUUUAAAAAAAAAAAUCUAUAUUUGUUUACAUUAUGUAAAUAUUCAAUUAUAAACUUCAUUUUAUUGCAGGCAGUGUGCCUUGUGCUUGUGUUCAGUUGAAAAUAAAAGAUAUAAACCACA
This is a messenger RNA of Biomphalaria glabrata, 3596 nucleotides long. RefSeq names its product probable E3 ubiquitin-protein ligase RNF144A-A. Gene Ontology annotation, cellular component: cytoplasm; ubiquitin ligase complex. The coding region runs from base 497 to 1522 and encodes 341 amino acids. Gene Ontology annotation, biological process: protein polyubiquitination; positive regulation of proteasomal ubiquitin-dependent protein catabolic process; ubiquitin-dependent protein catabolic process. Gene Ontology annotation, molecular function: ubiquitin conjugating enzyme binding; ubiquitin protein ligase activity; zinc ion binding. The record is from RefSeq and is a predicted model, not a curated record. The transcript has 9 exons. NCBI's taxonomy places the organism in Eukaryota, Metazoa, Mollusca, Gastropoda, Planorbidae.